AUGGGAAGUCCAGCCUGCUCCCUCAAGCUUCCUGAUGUCAUUGAUGAAUUUGAAUAUUUUCAGGAUGGAGAUUUGAUCAUUGGAGGAGUGCUCACUCUGAGGUCAAAAAUCGAAUAUCUAGGACUGCCUGAAGAAAAGACAUACAGCGUCCAGACAGGGCUUAUCCGUAGUCCUUCUUCGACAAAACUUCAGGAAGCAGUCAAACACUAUGCUUUCCCUCACUUGAGAAUGUGCUCAUCUGUUGGGUAUUACAUGAACCUCCUAGCUUUCCUCUACGCAAUUGAUAAUAUCAACCAGGAUCCAGACAUCUUACCCAAUAUCACUCUCGGCUUCCAUCUAUAUGACUCAUGGCUGGAACCCAAGAAGGGUGUACAGAGUGUUCUGCAGAUCUUAUCUGGACCAAAUGGGACAGUUCCUAAUUAUUCAUGUAAAGGACAAGGCAAGCUGGCUGGUGUUAUUGGAGAUCAAUAUUCAUCCACUACAAUCCCAAUCGCCCAAAUCCUCGGAUUGUACAGAUACACACAGUUGCAUAAAUAUGUGAAACAAAUAAAAAAUCCAUUUAAGAUCGCAGACAGAAUGACCUUCUUUGAUGACAAUGGUGAAUUUCCUUCCCAAUACACAAUAGCUAAUUGGAUGUGUGCUUUGGGUUCCAAACCACCAAAAAGCUAUGUUGAUGUUGGUUCGUACACACCAUGGGCUAAAGAGGAAGACCAAAUUUAUAUUGACCCCAACAAAAUAAUAUGGAACAAAGGCAAUAAUAAGAAGCUGGAAUCUCGGUGUGCGGACACUUGUUUGCCGGGAUCCAGAAAAAAGCAAGGAUCGUCUAUCCACUCUUGCUGCUAUGAAUGUGUCCCAUGUUCAGAAGGACAGAUAUCUAGAACGACAGAAUCUCUGACCACCGAUGUUCAUUGUGUUUGUAUUUUUCUUCCUGCAGACAGUGAAAACUGCAUGAAAUGUCCUGAUGAUGAAUGGCCAAAUGAGAAGAAGGAUCAGUGUGUUCCAAGAGUGGUUGAAUUCCUCUCCUACACUGAUGAUCCCAUUGUUGGAGUAUUUUCAGCUGUCUCCAUCCUCUGUUGUCUUCUGACUGGUUUAAUAUUAAGGAUAUUUAUACAUUACCAGGACACCCCCAUUGUUAAAGCCAAUAACCGGGACCUGAGCUAUCUUCUCCUGGUCUCCAUCAUGCUGAGCUUCCUCUGUGUCUUCUUGUUCCUCGGCCAUCCAGUAGAUGUGACCUGCAUGCUGCGUGUCACCUCUUUUGGUGUCAUCUUCUCAGUUGCCGUCUCUUCUCUACUUGCCAAAAGUAUCAUGGUGUGUAUUGCUUUUAAAGCCACCAAACCUGGGAGUCAUUGGAGGAAAUGGAUGGGAGCCAAACUGCCCAAUUUUAUCAUUUGUGUCUUCUCAUUGGUUCAAGUCAUAAUCUGUGUCACUUGGUUGUCUAUUUCUCCCCCCUUCCAGGAUCGGGACACUCACUCUUAUGAGGGGAAGAUGAUCGUUCAGUGUAAUGAGGGUUCAGUUAUCGGCUUCUACUCUGUCUUGGGAUAUCUGGGUCUUCUGGCAGCUGUGAGUUUCAUUAUCGCCUUUUUAGCCAGGACAUUACCGGACAGUUUUAAUGAGGCCAAGUACAUCACCUUCAGCAUGCUGGUGUUCUGCAGUGUCUGGAUUGCCAUGAUCCCGGCCUAUCUGAGCACCAGAGGGAAAUACAUGGUGGCUGUGGAGGUUUUUGCUAUAAUAGCAUCAAGUAUUGGACUUCUUGGUUGUAUAUUUUUCCCAAAAUGUUACAUAAUUCUGUUCAGACCUGACCUGAAUACAAAAACAUAUAUCCACUAAUAUGUAAGGAGCAACACUGGGU
Rana temporaria (common frog) is the source of this 1849-nucleotide messenger RNA. Its product is annotated as vomeronasal type-2 receptor 26-like. Bases 1 to 1827 code for a protein of 608 amino acids. The record is from RefSeq and is a predicted model, not a curated record. NCBI's taxonomy places the organism in Eukaryota, Metazoa, Chordata, Amphibia, Anura, Ranidae. The transcript has 6 exons. Gene Ontology annotation, cellular component: membrane. Gene Ontology annotation, biological process: G protein-coupled receptor signaling pathway. Gene Ontology annotation, molecular function: G protein-coupled receptor activity.